AUGCGAUGGGGGAACCAAACCACCGUAACCAAAUUCAUCCUUGUGGGGUUCUCAAAUCUCCCACACCUGCAAGGCCUACUGUUCUCUGUGGUUCUGUUCCUGUACUUAGUGACAGUGACUGGGAACAUCCUCAUCAUCCUCAUCAUCACAGAGGACUCUGCCCUCCACUCCCCCAUGUACUUCUUCCUCAAAAACUUAUCCUGCUUUGAGAUCUGCUUCACCUUAGUCACAGUGCCCAAGAUGCUGGUCAACCUCCUGGCUGACGACAAGAGCAUCUCAUUUUUUGGAUGCGCACUCCAGAUGUUCUUCUUCUUCUUCUUUUGCUGUUCGGAGUGCUUUCUCCUGGCAGCCAUGGCCUAUGACCGCUACGUGGCCAUUUGCAACCCACUGUGCUACACCACUGUCAUGAAUCAGCAGGUCUGUUGGAGGAUGGUGGGAGGGGUUUGUAUGCUUGGAAUCCCUGUUGCCCUGCUUCAAGCAGCUUGGCUUUUUAACUUGCCUUUCUGUGGUCCCAAUGUGGUCAACCAUUUCUUUUGUGAUUUACCACCAGUUCUGAAACUGGUUUGUGCUGACACCUCUCUUUACGAGAUGCAGGCCAUGGCUUCCACACUUUUGUUCCUCAUACUCCCAUUCAUGCUAAUCCUGAUCUCCUACAUCCGCAUCACCAUUACUAUUCUGAAGAUGAAGUCAGCUGAGGGCAAGCGCAAAGCCUUCUCCACUUGUUCCUCACACCUCAUUGUGGUGACAUUGUUCUACGGGAGUGGCAGCCUGAUGUAUCUACGGCCCAAGUCCAAAUACUCACCGGAUGUUAAGAAGUUCCUGUCUUUGUUCUAUACAGUCAUCACACCCAUGCUGAACCCCAUCAUCUACAGCCUGAGGAAUAAUGAGGUGAAGUUAGCUCUGAGGAGGAUGCUGGAGCGGAAGGUAUUCUCAUGGAAACGGUAAAUGAGAUUUGUAGGAUGUUUUUGCAAAAUGGUGACUUCUCCAGCAUCCUGAAAACUUUCUUAUGAGGAGAAACUCCUGCAGACAUCCGUACAAAGGGAUAUUGUAUUCUCGAAGACUGAUCUAAUAAAGGGGCUAUUUGAAGGAUUAUUUUCAAAUGAUGAUGUACUUUGAAUAGAAUUCAGUAUAUCUGCUUGCAGUCAUGGGUCCUCUGCAGGUUUACCAUUUUAUUUUGGGAAUGUCAUGUAGGCUGAUAUUUGCAAAGAACCUAAAUAGUUUAGGUCCUGAAAUCCCACAAGUUUUCAAUUGAGCAGUGUAUUUUGUUUCCUCUGGCUUCUUGAAUAUCUGUGGCUAGAAAUUCAUGUUGAUGAAAUACAUGGAUAAGCUCUGCCAUGACACAGCAUGUCAUGGUCCAACUUCUUCCUUUUGCAUAACACGUGUUACUUCCUGGCUCACUCUGGAGGGUGUGGCACAAGGGGUAAUGUGAUCUCCCCAGUUUCUCUGCUCAGUCAGAUCUGUCUCCAGGACUGUUUGGGUACUUAAAAGCCCUUCCCCACUCAGCCAGACUUGAAUGUCCAUGAUCAGAGGAUGGGUCUGGAUGAGUGGCAAACCCUGACUUCCCUGCUUUCAGAGGGGCACCCCAAGGUUCCUCAGGGUGUCUCUCUGUAAGUGAGGAAAGCAUAAAGGUGCUCCAGGGUUUUGGGGGGACUACC
Messenger RNA from Alligator mississippiensis (American alligator), 1655 nucleotides. Its product is annotated as olfactory receptor 10A7-like. NCBI's taxonomy places the organism in Eukaryota, Metazoa, Chordata, Crocodylia, Alligatoridae. Gene Ontology annotation, molecular function: G protein-coupled receptor activity; olfactory receptor activity. The record is from RefSeq and is a predicted model, not a curated record. Gene Ontology annotation, cellular component: membrane. Bases 1 to 945 code for a protein of 314 amino acids. Gene Ontology annotation, biological process: G protein-coupled receptor signaling pathway. The transcript has a single exon.